Arvicola amphibius (Eurasian water vole) is the source of this 4861-nucleotide messenger RNA. It is a transcript of the gene Atrnl1, whose product is annotated as attractin like 1. NCBI's taxonomy places the organism in Eukaryota, Metazoa, Chordata, Mammalia, Rodentia, Cricetidae. The coding region runs from base 1 to 4254 and encodes 1417 amino acids. Gene Ontology annotation, cellular component: Golgi apparatus. The record is from RefSeq and is a predicted model, not a curated record. Gene Ontology annotation, molecular function: protein binding. The transcript is spliced from 30 exons.
AUGCCGCUGAAAAAGAAGGGCCCCUUUCUGGGAAUCACUUCUGCUUUUCUGAAGCGGGGGAAAAACAAGCCCCGAUGUGAUGUUGCAACAUUUUUCAAGACACCCGGGCACCGGGAAGAUGGAGCCGGGGGCCGGGCCCGCUCGGGUGCCCCGCAGCUGGCCGCCCCGGGGCUGUGCAGGGCUCGGCGGGCGAGCGGCGGGGGCGCCUCCUCCUGGCUGCAGCUGGACGGGCACAGCUGGUUGCUGUGCUAUGGCUUCCUCUACCUGGCGCUCUAUGCUCAGGUGUCCCAGUCCAAGCCCUGCGAGAGGACUGGCUCCUGCUUCUCGGGUCGCUGUGUCAACUCCACCUGCCUGUGCGACCCGGGCUGGGUGGGGGACCAGUGCCAGCACUGCCAGGGCAGGUUCAAAUUAACAGAACCUUCUGGAUAUUUAACUGAUGGUCCCAUUAACUAUAAAUAUAAAACUAAGUGUACAUGGCUAAUUGAAGGCUAUCCAAAUGCAGUGUUAAGGUUAAGAUUCAAUCAUUUUGCUACUGAAUGCAGCUGGGAUCACAUGUAUGUUUAUGAUGGAGAUUCAAUAUAUGCGCCUUUAGUAGCUGUGCUUAGUGGCUUGAUCGUCCCUGAGGUGAGGGGCAACGAGACGGUGCCUGAGGUGGUCACCACGUCUGGCUAUGCGCUGCUGCACUUCUUCAGCGAUGCUGCGUACAACCUCACUGGCUUCAACAUCUUUUACUCAAUCAAUUCUUGUCCCAACAACUGCUCUGGCCAUGGAAAGUGUACAACCAGUGUGUCUGCUGCCAGUCAAGUGUACUGCGAGUGUGAUAAGUACUGGAAAGGGGAAGCGUGCGAUAUCCCCUACUGUAAAGCCAACUGUGGCAGCCCCGACCAUGGCUACUGCGACCUGACGGGAGAGAAGCUGUGUGUCUGCAAUGACAGCUGGCAAGGUCCGGAUUGUUCUCUGAAUGUCCCGUCUACUGAGUCUUACUGGAUUUUGCCAAAUGUUAAACCCUUCAGCCCUUCUGUAGGUCGGGCUUCACAUAAAGCAGUUUUACAUGGGAAAUUCAUGUGGGUGAUUGGAGGAUACACCUUUAACUAUAGUUCUUUCCAAAUGGUUCUGAAUUACAAUUUGGAAAGCAGUAUAUGGAAUGUCGGAGCUGUAUCAAGGGGACCUCUCCAGAGAUAUGGACAUUCUCUUGCUUUAUAUCAGGAAAACAUCUUCAUGUAUGGAGGCAGAAUUGAAACAAGCGACGGCAAUGUCACAGAUGAAUUAUGGGUUUUUCACAUACACAGUCGGUCUUGGAGCACAAAAACGCCCACUGUUCUGGGCCACGGUCAGCAGUACGCUGUGGAGGGGCAUUCGGCACACAUCAUGGAGCUGGAUAGUAGGGACGUUGUCAUGAUUGUCAUAUUUGGAUAUUCUGCAAUAUAUGGCUACACAAGCAACAUACAGGAAUAUCAUAUCUCUUCAAACACCUGGCUGGUUCCAGAAACUAAAGGAGCCAUUGUACAAGGUGGAUAUGGCCACACAAGUGUGUAUGAUGAAGUCACCAAGUCCAUUUACGUUCACGGCGGUUAUAAAGCAUUACCAGGCAAUAAGUAUGGAUUGGUGGAUGACCUGUAUAGGUAUGAAGUUAACACCAAGACUUGGACUAUUUUGAGAGAGAGUGGGUUUGCCAGAUGCCUUCACUCAGCUGUCCUAAUCAAUGGAGCUAUGCUCGUUUUUGGAGGAAACACUCAUAAUGACACUUCCCUGAGUAACGGUGCAAAAUGUUUUUCUGCCGAUUUCCUGGCAUAUGACAUAGCUUGUGAUGAAUGGAAAACGUUACCUAAACCAAAUCUUCAUAGAGACGUCAACAGAUUUGGACACUCUGCCGUCGUCAUCAAUGGGUCAAUGUACAUAUUUGGAGGAUUCUCUAGCGUGCUCCUGAGUGACAUCCUUGUGUACAAGCCUCCAAACUGCAGAGCCUUCCGAGACGAAGAGCGCUGUAGAAAUGCUGGCCCAGGGAUAAAAUGCGUGUGGAAUAAGAACCACUGUGAAUCUUGGGAGACUGGGAAUAUGAACAAUAUUCUCAGAGCAAAGUGUCCCCCUAAGACAGCUGCUCCUGAUGACAGAUGUCACCGAUAUGCAGACUGUGCCAGCUGCACCGCCAACACAAACGGGUGCCAGUGGUGCGAUGAUAAGAAGUGCAUUUCAGCAAGCAGUAACUGCAGCAUGUCUGUCAGAAACUACACCAAAUGCCAUGUAAGGAAUGAGCAGAUUUGCAACAAGCUCACAAGCUGUAAAAGCUGUUCACUGAACUUGAACUGCCAUUGGGAUCAGAGGCAGCAGGAAUGUCAGGCUUGGCCAGCUCACCUUUGUGGAGAAGGCUGGAAUCAUGUUGGGGAUGCCUGUCUGCGAAUCAAUUCCAGUAGAGAAAGUUAUGACAAUGCGAAGCUUUAUUGCUAUAAUCUCAGUGGAAACCUCGCUUCUCUGACAACUUCCAAGGAGGUAGAGUUUGUGUUGGAUGAAAUACAGAAGUACACACAGCAGAAAGUGUCGCCGUGGGUAGGCUUACGCAAGAUCAACAUUUCCUACUGGGGAUGGGAGGACAUGUCGCCCUUCACAAACACAACGCUGCAGUGGCUCCCUGGAGAGCCGAAUGACUCCGGGUUCUGUGCUUAUCUGGAGAGGGCUGCAGUGGCAGGGCUGAAAGCAAACCCUUGUACGUCUAUGGCGGAUGGCCUUGUCUGCGAAAAGCCCGUUGUCAGUCCAAAUCAAAACGCAAGGCCAUGCAAGAAGCCAUGCUCCCUGCGCACCUCUUGCUCCAACUGCACCAGCAAUGGCAUGGAGUGCAUGUGGUGUAGCAGCACAGAGCGGUGCGUGGACUCCAACGCCUACAUCAUCUCCUUCCCGUACGGACAGUGUCUGGAGUGGCAGACGGCCACCUGCUCCCCUCAAAAUUGUUCUGGAUUAAGAACCUGUGGACAGUGCUUGGAGCAGCCUGGCUGUGGCUGGUGCAACGACCCCAGUAACACGGGGAGAGGGUACUGCACUGAAGGGUCGUCCCGGGGACCAGUGAGAAUUCGCGGAGCACACAACAGUGAGGCGGUUCUCGACACCAGUUUGUGCCCCAAAGAGAAGAACUACGAGUGGUCUUUCAUCCAGUGUCCAGCUUGCCAGUGUAACGGACACAGCACUUGCAUCAACAACAACGUCUGUGAGCAGUGCAAGAAUCUCACCACUGGGAGGCAGUGUCAGGACUGCAUGCCUGGGUAUUAUGGAGACCCCACCAAUGGAGGGCAGUGCACAGCUUGUACAUGCAGUGGCCAUGCGAACAUCUGUCAUCUGCACACAGGGAAGUGUUUCUGUACGACUAAAGGAAUCAAAGGUGACCAGUGCCAACUAUGCGACUCUGAAAAUCGCUAUGUUGGUAAUCCACUCAGAGGAACAUGUUAUUACAGCCUUCUGAUUGACUACCAGUUCACCUUCAGUCUGUUGCAGGAAGAUGACCGCCACCACACCGCCAUCAACUUCAUCGCCAAUCCAGAGCAGUCAAACAAAAAUUUGGACAUUUCGAUUAAUGCUUCCAACAACUUUAAUCUCAACAUUACAUGGUCAGUUGGCUCAACAGGAGGAACAAUAUCUGGGGAAGAGACUCCUAUAGUUUCUAAGACAAAUAUAAAGGAAUACAGAGAUAGCUUUUCCUAUGAAAAAUUCAACUUCAGAAGCAAUCCUAAUAUCACAUUUUAUGUGUAUGUCAGCAACUUCUCCUGGCCUAUUAAAAUACAGAUCGCGUUUUCCCAGCACAACACCAUCAUGGACCUCGUGCAGUUCUUCGUCACCUUCUUCAGUUGCUUUUUAUCCUUGCUGCUGGUGGCUGCUGUGGUUUGGAAGAUCAAACAGACUUGCUGGGCUUCCCGACGGAGAGAGCAACUGCUCCGAGAGCGACAGCAGAUGGCCAGCCGUCCCUUCGCCUCCGUGGACGUAGCGCUGGAAGUGGGAGCCGGACAGACAGACUUCCUGCGCGGGCCCUUAGAGGGCGCACCUAAGCCAAUAGCCAUAGAACCCUGUGCUGGGAACAGAGCCGCUGUCCUGACGGUGUUUCUCUGUCUGCCGAGAGGAUCAUCGGGCGCCCCACCCCCUGGGCAGUCAGGCCUUGCUAUCGCCAGUGCCCUGAUAGACACCUCACAGCAGAAGCCUUCUGAUAAUAAAGACAAGACUUCUGGGGUCCGCAACCGUAAACACCUCUCCACACGGCAAGGAACUUGUGUCUGAAUGGAGACCUCUUCUGUUCUGUGUGCUGGUUUACUUCACAAAUGGCUUCCGUUAGAGCUGUUCUGUGGCCUUGGGUUUUACAGAGGUUUAUGUCCUAUGAUCCAGGGUCCAUGUACAGUUCCCUCUAAGUGGGCAAUGUCCCAAGUGGCCAAAGAAUGCCAGUGAGUUUUUUAAAAGUAGCAGUAUUGAUGGUCACAAGUGAUAGUCAGUUUUUAUGGCUCUCGUAGGCUUAGAGCUAACAUAACUUACUAUGGAAAGAGAUGUAUAUUGUUUCUUAAUGCAAAUGGAAAUAUGUAAUUCAUAUAAACCAACUGUUUAUAUCCCAAGACUUUAAAGAAAGACAUUUUAUAAUGCUUGAAUGGUAAGAAAUGUAUAGUUUUUUGCCUCAUUAGCAAACGUAGGCCAUUUGCAUAUGAGUAGGAAGUGAACAGAUCAUGGCAGCUGUAAUUGCUGUUGUCUCUCAUGAAUAUGAAAGCAAGGCUUUUAUUUAAUAAGCUGUAGGUCAUGUGUUUAAAUCUCCACAUGACCACAUAGUAUCCAGAGUCAACUUGAGACUGUAGCAAUCAGACCUGAGAGUUGGUCUGCAUGCAUGUGUCGCAGGGAGUUU